Molecule: messenger RNA, 1269 nt
Organism: Homalodisca vitripennis (glassy-winged sharpshooter)
Lineage: Eukaryota; Metazoa; Arthropoda; Insecta; Hemiptera; Cicadellidae
Product: pancreatic triacylglycerol lipase-like
Exons: 7
Coding region: 88-1146 (352 amino acids)
Biological process (GO): lipid metabolic process
Molecular function (GO): lipase activity
Source: RefSeq, a predicted model, not a curated record
UCUUGUUGUAAGUUACGGUACUGAUACUUGUAGAUAACGUAACUAAAAUAAGUAUGGUUCUCACACAGAUAUUGUGAAAGCAAGUUGAUGAUGAAUUCUGGAUAUUAUUUAUGUGUUCUCUUAUGUCAAUUGUUUAAUCUUCCCAAGAAUGGGACCCAGAACUUCCCACAAGGCAGAACUUUAAAUACCACUUCAGAUGUAGGGUUUAUAAAUCCUUUUGCUGAGUGGCUAAAUGAAGUGUGCAGUUACUGUUAUGAUGAGUGGCAACGAUCUUAUGUCCAGAAUGCUUCACUCUACACAACAUUUCUCUUAUGUACAAGAAAAUCUGAUAUGCAAUAUGUGAAGGUUGACAUUGGAGACACUCAACAGUUAUAUGACGGAGGGUUUAAUGUAUCCAAGGAUACAAAAAUACUGAUACAUGGUUGGUUAGACAGUGCAACCACCAAAGGUUUAUUUCCUCAAUAUCUCCGAGAAGCUUACAUGCUUGCUGAGGAUGUGAACAUAAUAGCAGUGAACUGGGCAAGUCUAGCCAUGUUGUUCUACCCUCUCUCUCGCAGUGCUGUCACACCAGUCGGGCGCUACACGGCUAAGUUUGUAGAUUUCAUAGUCUCCGAGGUGGGCGUGCUUCCUAGCACAGUCCACCUCCUCGGUCACAGCCUCGGUGCUCACAUAGCUGGAGUAGCGGGCGAGUCUGUCACGUUUGGAAACAUCUCCAGAAUAUCAGGUCUGGAUCCCGCAGCACCAUUAUUUUGGGCAAAUGAUCUAAACGGUAGACUGGACCCCUCAGAUGCCAAGUUUGUGGACGUAAUACACACAGAAGGAGGCCUUGUGGGUUAUUUCGAACCCUGUGGUGAUGUCGAUUUCUACCCCAAUGGAGGAUCCCAUCAGCCAGGAUGUGGUGUGGACUUCUUUGUCUGUUCACACAGAAGAUCCUACAAAUACUUUGCAGAAUCAAUUACAAGUAAAGGCUUCAUCUCCACAGCAUGUGAUAGCUGGAAUGACUACAAAAGUGGUCGGUGUACAAACAAUGUAAAAACUGUCAUGGGAGAGUAUGUCAACGUAAGUGCAAGUGGCUGCUACUAUUUGUUCACCAACCCAUCGAAACCUUACGCUAAAUGGAACAGUUCCAUAAAUCAGCAAGACUAACAGAGUGACAAGCAAAAUAUAUCAUUUUCCCCAACAUUAACAAAUUGGCUUAUUUGUCAUUUUUAUUAAUUACUUGCUUUAUUUGGAAAUAAAUUAUUUAUUAAAUAUAAAGAACUUUUAAAA